GUAGAUUUAAAAUAUUAAAAUGCAUACAAUAUUUUUCCCUUGCGCUUUUCAAAAAGACCAAUAGGCCUACUGCCUGAACAUGAAAAUUGCUAAGGGUGUCAAAAAAUUUCCAGUAGAAACUGCCGAGUUUUUCAAGACGAGAAUACUUUAUGGAUAUAGUUUCGUUUUAUAAUCAUUUGCAUUUUAUAUGUUAAUUUAUAACCAAUUUUUCAUCCUAAUUAUUUAUUUUUUAAAAUUAAUUAUGAUUAUAAACCAGUACAUUCACUGCUGUCGACUUCAUAAGAAAACACAGCAGUUUUUUUCUUAUUUAAUAACUCCUCACUACAAAUUUUUACAGCUUUGCAUUCAGAAUGAUUAUUGAAUCAACAUGGUUCACUAUAUCUUGCCACUUGAUAUCUCAGAUCUAAUAAUAGAUAAUUCGCCUGCCAUACUGAACUGUACGGGUAUAAGGUAUCACUCCUCUCCCAUAACCUUGGUAGAAUUUCUAUAUGACGUUAAGUCAUCCUGCUCAUAUCAUAUCUAAUCAUCUUUCACUUGUGAUAAUUAGAGAGAAGGCCUGAAUUGAUUGUUCCAAUUAUAAUAGCUAUCUAAUUUGACAAUUUGACUAGCCUAGAUAAUAAAACUGUCAUCUGAUAGAUCUUUUUCUAUUAGAAAUAGAAGUUUUUCUAUAUUGAUCUAAGGAACCUUUUUCAACUAUUCUUAUUCAAGCGCAAUACACCCGUAAAUCAGAUAUUUGAUCCUUCUAGACUAUUCAUCUACUUUUUACAAUAAUUUUUUGUAGGCCGACCUAGCUCGACUCGUAAUAAUGUUCAUAGUUACAGAACACCUAUUAGAUAACCAUAAUCAUCAAUAUUGACCUUAAACUGUUGCACUUACAUAAUUACAUCCAACCUCAUCAAUAGUAACUUAAUUAAAAAAAGUUCAUUGAGUACGGUAUGCCUAUUGCAAACCACCUAUCAAGUUUGAGUUAUGCAGGCCUUUGUUUGUACAUCCAGCCAAUCAAAAUUAUUGUAUUGUAUCCUCUUCCACUCCCUCUUCACCCAAGGAAUAUAGACGAAUACCCUACCUAAUUAUAGAAUCUCCCACUACCAAUACAUUUUUUGAAGGAUCUGUUUUUGAAAGAAUAGAAUACGGUUAUUCAUUAACUCACUAGUCUGAGGCUAAUCAAGAACUGAUUAUAGCGGAAUGUCUACUAGCAUGGAUUCUAUUAUAGUUUUGAUUCUGGGCAAUAUCUGGACAAAUGUUCAUUACACUUUUCUGAAAAUGCUCUUGUAUUUUGUGGCAUUGAUGGGGGUGAUAGUCAUUUAUCACUUCUGGAGGCUGCACAGACUAAAUCAACAAACAAAAGAGAUAAAAGGCUUACCAUCGCUACCCUUCAUUGGCAAUGCCUACUUACUUCUGGGUCUCAAAAAAGCUCAGAUGACAACAAAAGUGAACGAAAUUAUAUCAGCUCAUGGAAGUAUCUUAAGAUUUUGGAUGGGACCAUUCCUUUGGAUAGUUGUGUCAGAGCCGAAUUACUUGGAAGCAAUUAUGACAAGCGAAUACGCAACUAACAAGAGCGAAUCUUAUCAAUUCUUCAGAUUUCAAGCAGACGGAAUUUUCAUUGCUUCAGGACAAAACUGGAGGAGAUUACGGAAAAUUGUGUUACCAUCUUUUCAUCAACGGCUGAUGAGAAACUACUUCAAUGUUUUCAAGAAAGAGAGCCGAUUGUUCACUAGUCUAUUGGAGAAGGAGGUGGAUAAGGGAACUUUCGAUAUGCACGAUUACGUAUCGAAAUUUACAAUGGAUAUUCUGUGUGGUACCUUGAUGGGAGUAGAAAGUAGAGAGCAAACAGAUGGAAAUAUGGAGUUCGCCAAGAACCUUCAAUUAUCAACGGUGAUAAUAAAAGAAAGACAUUACAAAUUCCACCUUGGCUUCGACUUCAUCUACAAGAUGACUGAUGGUGCGAAGAAGGAGGCUCAAUACAAUACAAAUCUUCACAAUUAUGUUAUUAAAAUAAUCAAUCAACGUAAGAAACUCAUGAAUGAAUUGAAAGACAAGAAGGCUGAUGAUAAUUAUGAUGAUGACGAUCUAGGAAGACCAUCUUAUCUAGAUUUGAUGCUGAGUCAGUAUGAAGGAUUAUCUGAUAAGGAGAUUGCAAUCAAGAUCACUGACAUGUUCAUUGCAGGCUCUGACACGACUGCAAUAGCCAUCAGUUACUCCUUCUUAUUAAUGGGCAUGUAUCCAGAAGUACAAGAAAAAGUCUACAGAGAAGUGAUCGAUGUCAUGGAGUAUGGAGACUUUGAAAUUGAAAAACUAUCAAGACUACACUACUUGGAAAUGGUCAUCAAAGAAGUUCUGCGGUUAUAUACAAUACCAUGUGUGGUACGGAAGCUUGAGAAAGAAUUGAAGAUUGGUUCGACAGUGUUCCCAGCAGGAACCAGAGCUCUGUUGAGUCUCUAUGCAGUUCACAGGAAUCCUAAAUACUGGUCAAAUCCUCUCGAGUUCCACCCAGAUCACUUCCUACCAGAAAAUGUGUCAGCCAGACCAAAAUACAGCUACAUACCUUUCAACAUGGGACCUAGGAAUUGUCCUGGUCAACUGUUCGCCAUGCUAUCGAUGAAAACAGUGAUCGGAUAUGCCAUCAGAGAGUAUGUGUUUCACUCCGACCUGAAGCUAACAGAUCUGGAGUACACCGAUGUCUUCAUGCUGGAGUCCGAGAACGGAUAUCCAGUCAAAAUUACAAAACGAUAACUAGCAGACCUUAGUAUUCGGUUAAUGAAUCGUGUAUAUAAUUGGUUACAUUCUAAGUUCCAUAUUGUUUUGUUUUGUAAAUAUUAUGAAUUUGUAGCGUUAAAAAUAUGUGAAUCACUAGUUGUAAUAAUAAACAGUUCUAAUCAA
Nilaparvata lugens (brown planthopper) is the source of this 2880-nucleotide messenger RNA. Its product is annotated as cytochrome P450 4c3-like. NCBI's taxonomy places the organism in Eukaryota, Metazoa, Arthropoda, Insecta, Hemiptera, Delphacidae. The record is from RefSeq and is a predicted model, not a curated record. Gene Ontology annotation, molecular function: monooxygenase activity; oxidoreductase activity, acting on paired donors, with incorporation or reduction of molecular oxygen; heme binding. The transcript is spliced from 12 exons. Bases 1186 to 2733 code for a protein of 515 amino acids.